AUGGGUGUGAUUUUUUUCAUUUUUCUUCUAUCAAUUACACAUGUUUCACUACUAUCAAACUCGGUCAACGCGGUGUAUCCAAAGAAAGGUUUUAGUCUGAAGUUGAUUCAUAGAGACUCCAAGGAAUCACCUUUAUAUCAAGGUAACCAAUUAACAAGAGAAGAAAGGCUCCAGAGACUCGUAGAACAAUCCAAAGCCCAAGCACGUUACAUCGAGUCACAAAUAUUACUUCAUGACAAUGCAACACUCUCCAUGAAUCCCGAUGCUGUACGUUUGCCUGUAAUUUACGAAUCACUUAAGAUUUACGUUGCAAUGGUUGGUUUAGGUACAUUUGAUGGUAGCGGAGAACAAUUCAAGAAUUAUUAUUUGAUGGUUGAUACAGGUAGUGAUAAAACUUGGCUUCAAUGCGAAGGUGCCACUAAAGCUUUCUAUCAGGAUGAGCCACUUUAUCCCUGGAGCUCGUCAUCUACGUACCGUCCUGUUCCUUGUGAUACUCAUCCUUAUUGCAAGGGAGAUAGGUGCAAUUCUGAUGGUCAAUGUAUUUAUAAAGUACGCUAUGACAGUGGAUAUGUUUCAUCUGGUAUUUUAGCUGUAGAAAAAUUUACUCUAGGCUCCGAUUCUGGUGGUGUUGAAAAUAUUGAUUUACAGAUGGGUUGUGGAUUUAAGCAAGAUAAUUUUGGACAAUAUAUCGGUAGGAAUCAUUUAUAUGGAAAACGUGAUGUUAUUGCAGGAAUACUCGGUUUAGGACCAGGAGAAAUGUCUUUUCUAAAUCAAUUAGGUGCCGCUGGAGAAGGAAAAUUUUCCUACUGUUUCGAGGCGCUUAAGAAUCAUAUUGAGGGAUCAGAUACAUAUUUAAGGUUUGGUGCAGAUGCAACAAUUGGAAGCGCAUAUGAAGAAGUAUAUACAACUCCCAUUGUUGUGUCUCCGUUUCGGGCUCAUGAGUAUUACUUAAAUCUCGAAGAUAUUAGUGUAGGUGACAAAAGAAUAAACUUUCCUAGAGGUACUUUUGAGAUUAAAUCCCGAAAAGAAGGCGGUGCUAUCAUAGAUAGUGGUUCUCCAGUAUCCACGAUGUAUAAAGAUCAUUUUGAUUUAGUUGCCGAUUUGGUGAAGGCACAUUUCAAAAAGCUCGGGGUUGAAUAUAUUGGUACCCGGGGAUAUUAUGAUGUUUGUUUCCGUCUACGUGGAAGAUUUGAUAUUACUAACUAUCCUUCCAUAACACUUCAUUUUCAACAGGCCGACUACGUUAUUUCAGAUUAUAAAGCUAAUUUUCUGAUGAUGGACAUCGAAACUAUCUGCCUAGGCUAUUAUCGGGAUAACAGAAAUAUGCCAUCUUUUAUUUUAGGAGCAAUGCAACAAGCUAAUAAACGAAUUUUGUAUAAUAUUAUGGAUCAGUCACUCUCAUUCGUUACAGAGUAUUGCAGAUCAGGUUCAUGA
This is a messenger RNA of Papaver somniferum (opium poppy), 1434 nucleotides long. RefSeq names its product aspartic proteinase CDR1-like. The record is from RefSeq and is a predicted model, not a curated record. Gene Ontology annotation, cellular component: extracellular region. The transcript has a single exon. The coding region runs from base 1 to 1434 and encodes 477 amino acids. Lineage: Eukaryota; Viridiplantae; Streptophyta; Magnoliopsida; Ranunculales; Papaveraceae.